UGUACAUCUCUGGCGUUUCGUACAGUAGCCUUGGGCGAGCGGAUGGCUCGGCGCUUGUUUCCAGUUCCCUUUACUCUGGCGUUGAAUACUCUAUGGAUCGGAGGGGGGGAGUCGGAGACGAUGUUUGGGUCGUGGGGUGCCUUGGAACGGACGGGGGAGGGAGGGGACGGGCGAGUCCGAGCGCUGGUUCUUUCCUCUGGCUGUAGUACCCUUUGUCGGGGGUUUUGUCUUUGGCUGUUGCGAGCUGGCCUGUCAAUGGCUUACAUAACCACCACGUCGCGUAAUUCUCAGCGGACUUUUGCGUCUGCAGCUCCCAUCUUCUUUGAGGUGGCAGCUGAGCGGCCUCGCUAUAAGUUCAGUUCCGAUCGUACGGGGGGCCGGGAGUGAAGGAUUGGAGGGCCCGGGCUGUUGGGGAAGAUGGGUGAAGGAGGUGAGGAGGGGUGAGAAGUACAGUAUGUGGUGGGUAUCCGCCCUUUGUCGGCCGGGGAUCCGGCGCAAGCUGUGUGUUAUUCAACCGCAAGUUUACGCUGGACUCCGUUGGAUAUCUGGACUGGCCGUCGACAAUAGGAAGUGGAUCACCAGCCGUUUGGGCUG
Messenger RNA from Fimicolochytrium jonesii, 594 nucleotides. RefSeq lists its product as uncharacterized. The record is from RefSeq and is a predicted model, not a curated record. The coding region runs from base 43 to 387 and encodes 114 amino acids. The transcript has a single exon. Lineage: Eukaryota; Fungi; Chytridiomycota; Chytridiomycetes; Spizellomycetales; Powellomycetaceae.